UUCGUUAAAAAUUCGGCGUAAUCAGUUACCUGAAACACUUUUUAUAUUACAAAAGCAGAAGCAAAGUUGAGGUGAUUUUUUAAAAAAUUUUUCUUCUUUUUUCAACUUUACCUAAUUUAAUAUAGUGUCAUGGAUUCAGAAAGAGGAUAUUUUAGAAAUGUAUCUUCGCAAAGAUUGAUAUUAUACGGAGUGAUUCUGGUCAGUGUAAUAGUAGCAGUGAUUCUGGUCUUCACGUUAUUAUUAUCUGGAAAUGAAAGUACACCCAAACCUGCCGAAUUUGUUGGUCGUGAUGUUCUAAAAGAUGUUGCAUUAGUUGAUGGGUAUAAUAAUUUACCGGUAUCGUUGUGGUAUCAAUUAAGCGGUAAAAUCAAUGAUUUUAAAUUUAAUCAAGAUUUAAGCAAAGAUGCAUCUUUAACGUGGUUAAAAACAGAUAUACCUAGACUGAAACAGGGUAUGGUUGGAUGUCAAAUAUGGACAGCUAAAUCAAGAUGUACUUCUCAGCUUAAAGAUUCUGUUGCGUCAACCAUUCAACAAAUUGAUGCAAUAACCAGACUUAAUAGGAAGUUCAAAGAUGACAUGAAAAUAGUGUAUAAUUCAGAAGAUAUAAAUCAAAUUUUCAAAGAUGGUAAAAUUGGAAGCAUUUUAAGUAUUGACGGAGGUCAUUCAAUUGAUAAUAAGCUAUCGGUGUUACGAACAUAUUAUGCAUUAGGAGUGCGAUACAUCACAUUAACAAGUGAAUGCAACACACCCUGGUCGACGAGUUACACUACAGACUCAAAAAAUGAUCUAACAAGUUUCGGAGAAAAAGUGAUCGAAGAGAUGAAUCGUGUAGGUAUGAUCAUCGAUCUCUAUCAAUCUUCUGAAGCAACACAAAAGAAAGUUUUGGAAAAGUCAAAAGCUCCUGUAAUAUUUUCUUCGGUUGCUACAUGGUAUCAUAAAGAAGUGCUUCCGAAUAUCAAGAACGACGUCUUAGAUCUCAUUAAAAAAAAUAAUGGACUUGUAAUGAUCACUUUCAAUCCGGAUUAUAUGCUGAAAAAAAAAGGUGACACCGUUACCAUUGAGAAUGUUGUAGAACAAAUAAAUUAUAUCAGAGAUAAAAUCGGAGUAGAUUAUAUUGGAAUUGGAUCCGGAUUUGGCACAUCGAGCUCCGCUAUUCAAGGUUUAGAAGACAGCUCGAAAUUCCCAGCAUUAUUCGAUCGUUUAGCAAAACCCCAAAACAAAGAACCCAAAUGGGUGAAAGAGGAUUUGGAAAAAUUAGCAGGAUUGAAUUUCUUACGAGUAUUUCAAGAAGUUGAAAAAGUUAGAGAUAAGAAUGGAAAUACAAUCGAAGAUAUAAUACCAGACGAUGAUUUGAAAACUUUGGAUCAUAGAUGUUACUCUGACAUGAAAUAAUAAUUAUUUCUCAACAGCAUUGAAAUUCUAGCGUAGUUCGUGCAUACGUUUAUUGCAAAGAUAACAGUAUGAAUUGAAAAUUAAAGUAGAAAAUUGCCAAUAAUUCAAGAAAAAUAAUCGAAGAAGUACACAGACGCAAUAUAAGAACACGUAAUACAUAAAUAAUUACUUUAGCAAAUCAACGCACUACAUGUAUAAAAACACCAUAAAUACAUGAUUGAAUCGUU
Molecule: messenger RNA, 1619 nt
Organism: Planococcus citri (citrus mealybug)
Lineage: Eukaryota; Metazoa; Arthropoda; Insecta; Hemiptera; Pseudococcidae
Product: dipeptidase 2-like
Exons: 11
Coding region: 130-1392 (420 amino acids)
Biological process (GO): proteolysis
Molecular function (GO): metallodipeptidase activity
Source: RefSeq, a predicted model, not a curated record